Molecule: messenger RNA, 3462 nt
Organism: Physcomitrium patens
Lineage: Eukaryota; Viridiplantae; Streptophyta; Bryopsida; Funariales; Funariaceae
Source: RefSeq, a predicted model, not a curated record
CGCCACUACUGUAGUUCGUCUUUGCCCUGCUGCUUUCGCAUCAGUAAUCGACAGCGGUGCUUUCGAUUUGAACAGUGAAGGGGGUGAAUAACAAAUGCCGCUCCGUUUAAGAACGUAAGAACAACAAUUCUUCCUUCGAUUCGAAAAAGCGCCCUCGACCACCCAAAAACAAUCCCAUAUUUUUAUUUUUGUUUUUAGAGUAUGUUACUUCAAAAAUUGUACAAGAUUAUCACCUGACGGUGUGGUGCACACGCUGCCAGUCUAAUAGAUCUGGAGAGAAGCCACCAGAAAGGUCUCCACUUGAGUCGUGGUGGAUGCCACGUAGUUUUACGAGCAUGUAGGAUGGUGUAUUAUUCGUUUUAUGAAAGACAACGGGAAGUUAGUCGAUCACUUUGAAACCCUAUUAUACUACUGGACACAAAUGUUGUGAUUUCUCCAGCUCGUAUGUUCAUCUGCUGCUUUGACGAUUACGUAGCCAGCUGAAUUUGCACACCGUGUUCCUGGCCUUUUAAGAUGAGCUCGGUGCUUUUGCCUUCUUGAUUGAUCGCGAGAGAUAUCGGCACCAGUGGAGCAAGUUGUUUGAUGGUUUGGGGCAUUGAAGCGAGAGGCGCAGGUGCAGGAUUAGUUACUGAAAGUGUAGUGGGACUAGAAUUAUUGAGGCUUUAAUUGGUGCUUCGCUCCUGUUUGAAAUUUGUUCAUUUUUCUCAGGACCUACGAUUAUUCUGGUUUCUGAAUGAGGUUGGUUUAGUGGAACCCACAUUUUAUUGCGUCGGUGGAUAACACCGUGAGGAAUUGAAGGAAUUUUGCUUACUAGCGGAAGAGCAAUUUAGGAUAUGGACACGUGCCCGAGCUGUUUCCCGGUUCUUUAGUUUAGAGGUUUUAUUUUUUGAAAUUAAUUAGGUCAUGUAACGUUCAUGUAGGUAGUACUUCAUUUAUGAGGCUGCAAAACCUGAUCAUGAACGUUAGCGCAUGAUGCGUUGCCAACAGAUUUGCGUCAAAUACCGCAAGCAUUCGAGGCUAGCUUCUUUGUUUUACCACAAUGUCAGGGGAUCACAAUCAAGAUGUACAGAAGCUCUUAAGGCAUUUAAAGCGUGGAUUGUUACACAGUUCCCCUUCUUCAGGCUUCAGGAGACAACGGCCAGAACUUCUUGAAAAUUACAUGGGAGGAGCGGUGACGUCCCCUUGUACUCCUGCGCGACCAGUGAGAGAGGUGACGAGCACGGAACAAUCGGCGACAUCUCCAUUGGGGAUGCCUUCUUUACGCACAACACCAGAAAAUGAAAAGCUCCCUGUCUUCAACAAGCUUGGCGUAGGACGGAGAGGCAGUGAAGUAUCCCCAGGCGUGUUCUACGGCUCGGUCGUAGGUAAACCUGCACAUCGUCCUCCUCAACUUAUCCGCCUUCUCAAUGAGAUCCAGAGUGACCUUUCUUCACAAAUCACUCCAAAUUCAAGGCAUGCUAUCUGGGCAACGUUUCCACGGCAGGAUCAAGCACUUCAAUUCGCCGACAGUCACGGCAGCCAGAAUCUUGCGGUCUUUCAGUAUCAGGAUCAUUUAACUGGACAGAGGCGAUUUCUCACUACCACGUAUAACGAGUUUUGGCGAAGGUACAGCCAAAUGCGCACAGGGUGGAAGCACCAUUAUGAGAUCAUUCGUCAGGGCAGGCCUUGUCAUCUCUACUUCGAUCUAGAAUUUAACCUUCCUGACAACGUAGAUGCAAAUGGGGAAGCUAUGGUAGACACAUUGCUUUUAGUUACUAGUCAAACUCUUCUUGACGUCUUCGGCAUCUGUUAUGAUCCAUCCUGGACCUUGGAGCUCGAUUCAUCCACAGCAGAAAAGUUCUCCCGACACCUAAUUAUCCAUAUUCCUGGAGCUGCAUUCAAAGACAAUUCACAUGCUGGCGCGUUUGUGGGUGAGAUCUGUAAGAGAAGCAAUGAAUUGAGGGAAAGCGAUGAUGAAAUUUGCAAAAUGUUUGUCCUCCAAGGCGACUCCCGGGCUGCUCACCAAGCACAUAUCUUUGUAGAUGUGGCAGUCUACUCACGAAAUCGAGCCUUCAGAUUGCCUUUCUCUAGCAAGGCUGGGAAAAUCUCAUUUCUCCUGCCCACAUCUCGCUUCAGUGCUUCCAAGUUGAGCGAGAGGGAAGUCUUUAUGAAUUCCUUGAUUUGCAAGGUGGAUGAAGGAUGCAAGCAACUUCUUACAUUCAGCAAUGAGAAACCAUGUCCGGGAGGUGUUGUGGACUUUGAUGUGUGGAAAGCUAAUCCAGUGAACCAAUCAAGUGAAGGACCGAGCAGUAACUAUGGGAAGUCUCCUUUUCCUUUGCUGGAAGUUUUUAUUGAGGCCAUUGCCCGCAUUGGGGACAUCCAAGGAAAGAUUCGCAGUUGGUACCAUUUCGCAGAUCAUGGGGUAGUUGUCUACAACAUAUCUGGGAACCGAUUCUGCGAGAAUAUUGGAAGGCCACAUAAGAGCAAUAAUGUUAUGUACAUCGUCGAUUUCCGAACAGCAGGUUACUACCAAAAGUGCCAUGAUCCUGAUUGUCGAGGGUACCAGUCGCCAUUGAGGCCAAUACCACGCAACACUAUUCCUCCGGAGUUUCCACUAUCUACAGCGGGAGUAAUUGAACUCAACGAUACUUUAAGAUCAGAAGAAAUGGAAACGCAGGAUCGCCUUGAUUGUGAUGAGUGGGAGGACGAAACUUGGUGGGGAGAGGUGGUGUCAUCAUUGGCUAGCAUCGAGUGCACAUCGCAAAGAUCCACGUUCAGCAACCAGAGCCAGAAUCAAACCAGUAUGGAUGAUCCCUGCGAUACCCUUCAUGAAGAAAAUAAUGAGGAUCAGUACAUUUCAUCUAUUAACUAUGCCAAACCAACCUGGGACGAAGAUGAUGAGUGGUGGGAUGCAGUGGAGCGCGAGGCAGCACAGUUAGAAAUGAAUACAUCAAUUCGCAAACUUCCUAGUUGGUCUCCCUAAAAAUAUUUGAUUAACUGGACCUUGAUGUUAAGUGGUUAGCAGAUGAAGUGCAUUUCCUAUGAUGCUACCGGAAUCUGGAAGGCAUGGAAUUGAGACGUAAACUCUAUGCGGUGCAGAUCAUGGGAUCGACGACUGAUGCAACCUCUAGAAUGUGUUCUAGAAUUUUGAUAAGUGUGCAAUGUGCAGUGAUGGUUGUUUAUGUUGGAACUGGGUGCUUUUAGUCGAGUGCUGGUGCCCCCAGGAGGUUGCAAAUUCAUCUUUUUGUAGUUAGAACUGACUACACACAGUUUCAAGAGAAGAAUUCAGUUCUUGUGACGAGCUAGACCGAUGAACAAGUGAACAUGUGGUUGGAUCCAUCUUAUUCAAAUUAAACGUACUUAUUAGGGGGUCUGGAAAUAGUGUAGAUUUAAUUAUUGCAAGCAGCUGCCAAAGUCAUGACAAAAAAAUGGAGAUGAUUAGAUGGAAUUGUAUAGCAGAUUGUAAAAUAUCUUUUUUUUUGA